GCCCCGCGUGGACCCAAUGACCUUUCCGAGCUCCGCGCCUCACCACCUGGGCCGGGUCUGAUCGGCGCGGCCCGGGCGGACCCUUCAGAGGGAGGUGAGUGUCCGCUCUGGGAAGGAGCUGCAGCCGCCUUAAGGAAGAAAGGGUGCAGGGGGUGCAGGGGACACUCAGAUUCUCGGUCAGGCGUGCCGCACGUUCAGAAAUUGUGAAAAGAAAUCGUACGGAUGCAAUCUUGGGGCAUUGUGUUUCUCACUGUAUCGGAUCCCCCGCGCUCCACUCCCGCCUAACACUUAAGGACACACUUUUAUGUGCUGUUUUUAGUUUUGUUUUGCGACAUUUAAUCUAAGCAUUCAGCAAGGCUUCUUAUAAAAGCUGAUCGACGUAUGCUGAGAUGAAACCCCCUGAUCCCGUGGUGUUUCCGACGGGCCGUAGUAUUCCUGGUCCACCCGUCCCGGGGCAGCCGUGGCAGCGCAACGCAGCGCCAACGCGCCGGGGCUCACACUGCCUGCCUAGCCGGCGCGUUUCAAGAAGGAAGUAAUAAUAGUUCAGACAUAGGUAAUUUCUUCAACCUUGUUGCUGGCCUUUUGAUUUCCCCCUCCCACCCUCCAGACCUAGGGCGAGGGGGGGUGGGAUGCAGAAGGCAAAUUCCCCUGGGGUUUAAACUCUUAGAUUCUCGAGUAAGUGCUACAGAGAAAGAACUGGUGGUUGCAGGAAGGAGGGAGAAAAAGGUGUUUGUGGAGGGAGCGCGAGAUCUGUCUCCCUACCUGUUAGCAGAGAACAAAAGAGGGUUGGCGUUUCCCGCAGCGAAACGGCACAGACAGCUACUUUCUCUGCUGAACGAACUGCAGUCCCGAGCAGAACAAGAAAAUUACUCACGCAGGGGGAGCGAGGGAGCUGAGAGAAACAGAACCCAGAUUAUGCGGAAGGCAUCUUAAUUUAAUUAACUCCUUGGGAAGGCAGAGGCGCUGCGAAGGGGCAGGAACUUCGCGGCCGUUUUCCUCUGUUCACCUGAUCCAAGCUGGCCAUCAUUAUUACUUUUUAAAUGAUCUCCUUAGAUCUACUAAGACUUUCGCUGGGAUUUAUGCAAAAUUCCACUGUGGCUUGGGCUGAAAUUCAGCGAGUCUAUGGAUCCAUCAGUCAUUUCUCUCACACCAAUUACAGGUUUUAGCAGAUGACCCCUGACUGUAUAUUAUUUUUAGAUAACUCAGUGUAAUAACAGCAUUACCAAAGAGCAAGACUCUAUCAAAUUACCGCGUACCUUUUUUUUUCAAUGUUUUGAAAGCUUCACUGAACUGAAAUUAGUUAUGUACACUUUUUUUUUUUUUAACUUGUUGACAACCAGUGAACUAAAUUUUACAAAACCUCUGUACAUGCCUGGAAAUCCCUAUGAAGAAGACUGAUGAGAGAAAACUAGUCUCAGUUCCACCGAAAUAUUAAUGUCUUCAUUGGUUCUUUCUUUGUAAAAUUAAAAGUAACCAAUGGUCGGAAAAGGGGUAGUGGAGAAUUGACAGCAAAGGAUGAUGACCGCUGUUAUUGCCUGAAACUCAGUGUGGGAAUUACAUGCUCAACUCUAGACAAAACGAAAGUACUUUAGAUCUUUUGCAUGGACUUAAAAUAUCUUUUGACAUACAUUUCCAGCAACUCAGUGGAAGAGUGGAAAUCUAAAUUCUGUAAUUAUUUAUGGCAAAAGUGUUUGGUGAAUAUUUAGAGUUGUUCUAUUUCUAAAAGGGUUGAAGUCACCAAGGAUUUGCUGUUCUUCUAUGAAGAAGAUCUCUGUCCUGCAAAUUAAAAUGAAAACUUACUAUGAGAUACACUUUUGUGCCACCUUGAGCUGAACUGUAAUAGAGUUGCUAAUUUUUGUGUUAUAAACCAUUUGAAGAAAAGGGAAGGGAGAUGGCAUUCAACUUUCUGCUGGCAGAAUUAACAUGUAACGUUUAGGGCAGAUUUCACUUUGUGCACGUAAAAUGGAAAUCACAGGUGGGAUAUUCCUCCAAUUGACACCCUCCCUGCCCAAUCCCCUCAUAACAGAGGUAGGAGUCAUACUUUGCCUCCUGUAUUUAUUUCUAAGAAAUCUAGUCUGGGAAUAUACCCAAAUAUUAAUUUCAGCUUCCUCUCUAUGAGGGAGACCACUUUUUAACUCUAGGGAGAAGAUAAUAUUUUGACUCUCUGGAAAAUCCUCAUUACACAAAAAGAAGGAAAUAAAAGCAUAACUUACUAUUUUGAUGGAAGAGGGAAUAAUCAGAUAGAUUACCAGGAAUGUUGGUACCUUUUUUUCCUGCCUUUCUAGGAGGGCUUGAGGGUUGCCACUGAACAAAAAUGAAUCGUGAUUUGUGGUGGGAAAGUUUAUUACUAAUGGAGGUUUACAGUUUCGGUUGAAUGGUCUGACUGAGCCCCUCUGACUGUUACACACCUCUCAUUAACUCCCAGUCUGAACUCCCAGACCAAAUACCACUAGGCAGAAGCGGUUCAUUAAUAAAUCCCUGUCUCUGAGCAUUCCAAACAGAAGAGGAGGGAGAGAAGGUGUGAGCCUCACUGAGAGGACAAAAUUCUGCCUUGUCAGAGCGCUGUGUCAUUAGCGCGGUCCCCCAAGUCAGCCCUAGGAGCCCCGGGCAACACUUCACAGCACCCUAUAGAAGAUUCAGACAACUAAAGGGGUAGGUGAUGAGGGUUAGAGACUGGACAAACUUUCCCACCUUCCCGCUGGGUUCAAAAGCUAGGCUGAAAGGUCGUUGGCUCUAACCGGCCUGCCGGCCCCCUUUCCAGGGAAAGCACUUAGCUGUGAGUCCCGCACCUGGGGAGCUGCCCUCAGAGGCAAGGCCCAGGUCCGCAGAGCUGGCAGAACCAUUGCUAAAAGGCAGCUGAAGUGGGCAAAGGUGGGCCCACCCUGAAUGCAGGCCCCAGGCCGCCCACGUCUCCGAGCAGAUAAACGACCCUCCUCCUGGCGGUCAAAGACGCACUGUACCUCCUCGAACGAUCGCUGUGGCUCCCCGGCUGCCCCUUUCCUGUGCCUCCUCAGGGCGCCUACUCGCCCCUCCACUCCUCUCUGUUCUUCCCCGGAGGCCUCGCCGGUGCAGGAGCCGCUCCUAAUGCCAGGCUGGGAAACCGCUCCGGCCUCCCGAGAGCUUGGCACUCAGUCUGGGAGAAGGGGUUCGGGCCUCAGGGAGGUUCUCCGCCCACCCACCCCUAUUCCACACCACCGCAACUCACCCCCUGGGAGCCUGAACCAUCUGGAAGGGAUCUUGGUGGGGGGUGGGAGGGAACGGCCCCUGGGAAGGAGGAGGGGGCAAUUCCAGGCUGAACCCGGCCCCCGAGGUGUCACUUUUCUUUCCUGUGGCCCGUCACCGCUGAUAAAUGGGACUGAGGCAGAGGAAGGAAAAAGAAAACCUCCGAGGUCAGCGCGGGGCGAGACUGGCCCCUCCGAGGGCCCGAGGGCCCUGCAGCGCAGAGCGCAUGGGGGCUGCGCUGCGGCACCCGCGGCGCGGCGGGGGCGCCCACAUAAAGGCUGCUGGGGUGCGGGGCACCCGCUCGCCAGAAGGCCACUUCCUGCCGCGUCUGACACCCUGGCCCCGGGGCCGAGCUCGGUGCUGACUCGCCUGGCACGCACUCUGCUGUUCCCUCACCACUCCUUUUGGGGACCCUGGAGUAGAGUGGGGUUCGCUCUGCGUGCUGUUGCCUCUCUGGGUUUUCACCGGAGCCCCACGCCCACCUGCCUCCGAGUCCUGGAAGAAAGGGGCGGUUCCCUCCGCCCCCCAACCGCGGGGAGAAUGGGGAGCAAGGCCCUGCCGGCGCCCAUCCCGCUACACCCGUCGCUGCAGCUCACCAAUUACUCCUUCCUGCAGGCCGUGAACACCUUCCCCGCCGCGGUGGACCACCUGCAGGGCCUGUACGGUCUCAGCGCCGUGCAGACCAUGCACAUGAACCACUGGACACUGGGGUACCCCAACGUGCACGAGAUCACCCGCUCCACCAUCACCGAGAUGGCGGCGGCGCAGGGCCUCGUGGACGCGCGAUUCCCUUUCCCGGCUCUGCCCUUUACCACCCACCUCUUCCACCCCAAGCAGGGAGCCAUUGCCCACGUCCUCCCAGCCCUGCACAAGGAUCGGCCCCGUUUUGACUUUGCCAACUUGGCGGUGGCCGCCACGCAAGAGGAUCCCCCUAAGAUGGGAGACCUGACCAAGCUGAGCCCGGGGCUGGGUAGCCCCAUCUCAGGGCUCAGUAAAUUGACUCCGGACAGAAAGCCUUCCCGAGGGAGGUUGCCCUCCAAAACGAAAAAAGAGUUUAUCUGCAAGUUUUGCGGCAGACACUUUACCAAAUCCUACAACUUGCUCAUCCACGAGAGGACCCACACGGAUGAGAGGCCAUACACGUGUGACAUCUGCCACAAGGCCUUCCGGAGGCAAGAUCACCUGCGGGAUCACAGGUAUAUCCAUUCCAAAGAAAAACCUUUCAAAUGUCAGGAGUGUGGGAAAGGAUUUUGUCAGUCUAGAACUCUAGCAGUUCACAAAACUUUACAUAUGCAGACAUCAAGCCCUACAGCUGCGAGCAGUGCGGCAAAGUGUUCAGGCGAAACUGUGAUCUGCGGCGGCACAGCCUGACUCACACCCCGCGGCAGGACUUCUAGAGAAGCCCAGGAUGUGUCCCAUGCCGCCGCUGCUCCCCUCCCCAGACACCUCUCCACGCCUCUCACCCAGGGGUUGCACCCCCCAACCCCUUACAGACCCCAGCUCUUCCCCUGCUGCAGCCCUACCUGCAGCCCCGGGGAGUUAACCCUUCUUCUCGAGGACUGAGAACUGUAGAAAGCCACACAAGUACAUCCCUUCACAAAGAGCAUAUGCUAGUUCUUGUAGAUAUUCACAGCUCAUUUUAGAGCUCUGUACAUAAUGUCGUGGGUCUUUGUUUUGUUGUUUUGUUUGUUUUUGUAUCUUGUUGGAUGCACCUAGAUAUGGAAAAUGGAAGCCAAAUUUAUCUUUAAAGAGUGUAUUUCCAAAAUAAAACUCCUUCUUGUUUGUUUCAAUAUUUCUGCAAAAGUGUCUUGCUAUUUAACUGCUGCUUCUCCUCUGGGUUCUGGAAGAAUAGGAUACCUCCAAAAUAUUCAGUAUAGAGGGUGUUCUCUAUCCCUAAGUUUUUAAAGUAAGACUUUUCACAAUUCUUUUACUGAAGCUUCAGCUCUUCCCUCUCUGUAUUGUGGCAUUUUGGAAUUAGAUGGUUUGGAAUUGGAAUUUUUGUUUUUCGAAGAUAUUAAAAUUGAUACCCUUAAGGUUUUAUUCUC
Mustela erminea (ermine) is the source of this 5267-nucleotide messenger RNA. RefSeq names its product odd-skipped related transciption factor 2 (gene OSR2). Gene Ontology annotation, biological process: urogenital system development; regulation of transcription by RNA polymerase II; embryo development. The coding region runs from base 2887 to 4593 and encodes 568 amino acids. NCBI's taxonomy places the organism in Eukaryota, Metazoa, Chordata, Mammalia, Carnivora, Mustelidae. Gene Ontology annotation, cellular component: nucleus. Gene Ontology annotation, molecular function: RNA polymerase II transcription regulatory region sequence-specific DNA binding; DNA-binding transcription factor activity, RNA polymerase II-specific. The record is from RefSeq and is a predicted model, not a curated record. The transcript has 6 exons.